Messenger RNA from Poecilia reticulata (guppy), 7472 nucleotides. It is a transcript of the gene plagl2, whose product is annotated as pleiomorphic adenoma gene-like 2. Gene Ontology annotation, molecular function: RNA polymerase II cis-regulatory region sequence-specific DNA binding; DNA-binding transcription repressor activity, RNA polymerase II-specific; DNA-binding transcription activator activity, RNA polymerase II-specific. Gene Ontology annotation, cellular component: nucleoplasm. Lineage: Eukaryota; Metazoa; Chordata; Actinopteri; Cyprinodontiformes; Poeciliidae. The record is from RefSeq and is a predicted model, not a curated record. Gene Ontology annotation, biological process: negative regulation of transcription by RNA polymerase II; regulation of immune system process; regulation of cytokine production.
AGCAGCCUGAGAGGCAGAGCCAGGCAUACUCUCGGGCCUCGGAUACAGAGCAGACCCAGUAGCGGAUAAUAAAAGUCUCCGCCGCGCGGAUCAAACGGGAGAAAACGGGAAGCGUGGGAGCGGUGGGACGUAGGAACCGCUGCGGCUGGACUGUACUCCGGACCGGAGGUGGAGAGUGGGUGGGAGGGGGGCAGAAAUGGAAGCUGAAGCUCACCGGGACUCCAUGUGAAUUUGACUAAUGCGGUGCUGGAAAGUUUUCGGACAGUAAAGAUGCAGAGCAGUAUUUCCCACUCACCGCCAGCCAUAGCUGUUGGCACUGGGUGAGGGGUAGAGAAGCCAAACGAGAGGAGGAGUAACCAAGGUGGAGAUAUAAGGUGGGAAGUUCACAGACGGAAGGAUUCUAACCAGCCGCUAGAAACCAGACGCAACCUUUGAGCCGCAGAUCACCUUUCGCUUCUCCCCAACACCUUCCAACGUUGAGCCUGCGAGGCAGGGGAACCGCACGUGACGUUCAUGGCAGCGGCAUUCUAGGGCUGCCAUGGCAGCUGCUGCCGCCGAUGCCUCACACUGUAUUACCGCACUGACGCCGGAGGAAGAGGGACGACGCACUGCCGCCAAGCUGUUUGGGAGCGCCGCCCCGCUGCCACGGACGGAGAGAGAGCGAGAUCGGGGGAAAGAGAGGGAAGAGGAAGGAGAGAAAGUAGGGAGAGCGAGUGGGAACGAGUGUCUGGUGUGCGGGGCCCUGUUUGUAACACAGGAGAAGCUCCGGCUCCACACUUCGAGUCACACCGGAGAGAAGCCUUUCCACUGCUCACAGCCACACUGUCCCAAGGCCUUCAGCUCCAAGUACAAACUCUUCAGGCAUAUGGCCACACACUCUCCGCAGAAGACCCAUCAGUGUUCGUUCUGUGAAAAAAUGUUCCACCGCAAAGACCACCUGAAGAACCACCUGCAGACCCAUGACCCCAACAAAGAGGCCUUCAAGUGUGAUGAGUGUGGGAAGCACUACAAUACCAAGCUGGGAUACAAGCGCCAUGUGGCCAUGCACUCUGCUACUGCGGGGGAUUUAACCUGCAAAGUGUGCAUGCAGAGUUACGAAAGCACACCUGUUCUCCUGGAGCAUCUCAAGAGCCACUCGGGGAAGUCUUCCGGUGGUGCCAAGGAGAAAAAACACCCCUGCGACCAUUGUGACCGACGUUUCUACACACGGAAAGAUGUGAGACGGCACAUGGUGGUCCACACAGGGCGAAAAGACUUUCUGUGCCAGUACUGUGCCCAGCGCUUUGGUAGGAAAGACCAUCUGACACGGCAUGUGAAGAAGAGCCACUCACAGGAGCUGCUGAAGAUUAAGACGGAGCCUCCGGAUAUGCUAGGCCUGUUGACGACAGGAUCUCCACCGUGCUCAGUAAAGGAGGAACUCAGCCCCAUGAUGUGCGGCAUGGGGCCCAACAAAGACCCCAUGAUGGGAAAGUCAUUCCCCAGCGGGGCACCCUUUCCCAUGAGCAUGUAUAACCCUCACCAUCUCCAGGCCAUGUCUAAUUCUGGUGUGGGUCCUCCACAUCCUUCCCUAAUGCCCAAUUCCUUGUCUGCAGCUAUGGGCAUGGGCUGUCAUAUGGAAUCCACUGCAUCUAUUCAUCCACACUCCCAUCACCACCACCACCACCACCACCAUCACCAUCAUCACCAUUCCCCUCCAACGCCCCCGCACCAUCAGCCUGCGGCUCCCCAGCAGCAGCACCAGCCCCAGCCAGCACCCAAAUACCAGCUGGGAUCUACCUCAUACCUGCUGGACAAGCCCUUGAAAGUAGAGAUGGAGAGUUUUCUCAUGGAUCUGCAGAGUGGUCUACCAGGCCCGGUUCCCUCUGCAGAGCCCCAUGCUGCUGCCUCACCCCCUAAGGACGGAUUGGAGCCCACUUCAGGCUUGGCCGAUGACCUUUGCGGGGAUCCCCUCCUGUCCAAGAGCCCUGCAGUGAUCGCUGAGUCUCUGUGUGCUGCUAACAUGGAUUUUUCCCACCUGCUGGGUUUCCUGCCCCUAAACCUUCCUCCUUACAGUGCUCCCAUGAGCACAGGAGGACUGGUUAUGGGGUACACCUCAUCUGUGACCUCCUCCACUUCUUCCUCUUCCUCUUCAUCUCUGCACGCUGCCGAGCCCCAUGCCGCUGCAGUCGCCGCGGCAGCAGCCGCCGUCGCCACGGCACCUCUUACCUCUUUGCAACCGCAACCUCAGGAGCAGCAGAGCUCCAGCGGGGGUCUAGGCCUUGGAUCCCUGCACCCCCUUCCACCAGUGUUCAGCUCCAGCCUUAGUAACACCACGUUGCCUCGCUUUCACCAGGCCUUUCAGUGACAGAGGCAGCCUCUUCCCUGCCAAGGUGGCCUCCUCCACACCAGCACCAGCUCAGCUUGGAUAUUUCAGAUCACUAUGUUUAAGGCCUGAUGGAAAAGUUGGAGAACUAAGUUUAAAAAUAAAUACGUAAAUGAACACUUAGAAGCCUUAAAUGAAAGUGCGCACACAAGCUUUUGAUUGAGCCUUAAAAGGAAGUUGAAACCCCUUUGAGCAAAAAGGAAAAUAUAAGAAAAGAAGUUGAAGCAGCUUUUAUUUGGGCUUUUUUCCCCUUAUCCUAUAGAUAUAACAAUGUAUUAACCCGUGUUUUUUUUUUUUUUUUCAUUUACGUCCCCUUUUAUCUUCCCCCUUUUUAGUAGAAUAGAGGGCAGGAUCAGUAGGCCUAAAGGCGUGGUACUGCAUACUUAAAGUAAUAAUAUAAAAAGAAAAAAAAAAACUAAGAUAAUUUUUAGUGGAGAUUAUCUGUCUUGUUGUGACCCAGAAAAAUAUAGUUUGAAGUGGAAAUUUUGUUUUUACUUUAUUGUUUUUCCCCCCCCAAAUGUAAGAACAUGGUAGGAUGUUUCAUAUGUUGAGUUUUGAACCACCCAUGCUAAUACCAUGAAUCAUCUUGAUUAAUUCGGAGAGGAGAGAGCUCAGUGGGGGAAAGAGAUGAACGGUAGUUUCUUCCAUGAGGUGACUUGGCCAGACCCACAAAACAAGCCCAACCUCCAAAAAAAGUGCUCUUCAAAUAACACAAAAGUGACACGAGAAUUAGUCUGAUUUAGGAGCAAAACACGAAAGAAAUACGUAAAAAAUAAUGAGCUUUACCACAACUUAUUUUGUUGUCGUUUCUCAAGAAAAGCACUUUUUUGUUGAACAAAAGGCACUUCGAUUCUCGUCUCCUCCCUCGUACUUUCGUACGAAAGCCUCUUUGUGCCGGCUAGAAAACAAAUACGACGAGCUCUGUGAAACUCCACUUAUUCAGAAGUUGACAUGUACGGUUUACAAAACUGCGUAAACCUUAAACCAGGAGAGCAGAUUUUUCAUGCACUCUAUUUCUAAGGUCUGUGCUGACCCCACAAGAAUCAAGAAGCAGAACAAUGUUAGUUCUUACCAAAUCAGAUUUAUAGUUUGUGAAAAUCUCAAUUGCAUAAUUUCCAAGCUGGAAUGACAGCUUUUCUGCAUUAACGGCGCCAUAUUCAUGUCUCUGACGAAUCACACAAUGUGUGUGUCCAAAUUCAGGGGCUACGUCCGUCAAAGGCCGAACUUAAAGACCGAUUUCAUCUGAAAGAUGUGACGAAGACUGUCCAAACUCAAAGUCUCCAGAUUUGAAGGACGGGCCUAGCGAAUCCUUCGCAGCCCACCCAAUCCCAAGAUUCAUUGCGUGUCGAACGGGAAAUUUUUUGUUCUAACAAUGGUGGACGAAACAGGAAAUGAGAGUGGGGGAGGAAUACAGUUUCAUAGAAAACUGGCGGUAGAAAAUUUAAAAGCCUAAGGUGGUCGUAUUGUUAAGCUUUUGUUAUUUGCGUUGUUUUGAAUAUUUUUUGGUGAAAAAUACAUGCAUUUAAUUAAUUCAAUGAUUUAAUUCAGGACAAAGAUAAAGAGUUAAUAAAAAUGCAAGAUUCAUUUUUACUAGUUUGUUUAGUGCUGUCACUGUUCCUAUGUGACAUGACAUACACAAAGGAACGGGCAGAGAUCAGUCUGAAGGCCAGAGCAUCCAGCUCCACAGCCGCCAUUUACUUUCCCGGUAAACGGAGGACCCAGUUUACGUCGACCGGUAGACUUUCGGUGGACGCAGUCCCUGAAUUUGGAUACCACCAACGGCACACAGGUAGAAAACAUCUGCUCUGUGUUUGAGACGGAAAUGAGCUGUGAGACUCCAGAGCCGGGGCUGGCAGAGAGAAUCCAUACAGGGAGGGAAAACUCUGGUGCGUAGGACUCUCUUUCCUUCUUCCUCCUCGGAGUUGCCUUGAAAAGUUUCCGUUAUCGUUUUUUUUGUUGACGCAUUCUCUUGGCUGCCUUACAUAUCUUUUCUUAAGAUACGUAUGUCUAUUUUUUUCCUUAAAUACUCCAAACUCAUCUUUUAGGCAGUCUUUUAAAAAGAUGCAUCAUCAAGGUGAAUGAUGAACCCUGAGAUAUGUGAAUGGAUAAAAAGAACAAAGGAAAUUAGCUGCCGAUAAGUAAAAAUGUUUUAAAGAAUGUUAUUGCAGUGUACGAAAUAUCUCAAAAAUUAAUAUCAAAAUUGCUUUUAAUGUGUAUUUUAGGUAGAUGUAUUAAAACUAAGUGACAAUGUUUUCAAUGUUUUGCAGGUUUACUUUUGUUUGUAUCUUGCAUUUUUUUUUUUUUUUUUGAGUAAGAAAAAGAUGAAGUAUUUUCUUUGUCCCUCAAGCUUUCUCUGUCGUGUCCGACCGUUGCUUGUUGUACUUGAGUCGGAGAAGAAGAAUCCAAACUUUGGAUGGGAAUUAUUUGUAGGAGGCUGCUAGUGGUUUAGUUGUCAGCUAGUAUUUGAGCUAGCUAUAGAUUGUGUUGUAGGGAUGCUUACGUGGAUUUCAAACUGCAGGCCUUGGAGUUCUAACCUUAAACCAAGAGCCUUUAAAAAACCUUAGUCCAAAGUUAACUUAAAGCCUGAAAAUCCAAUUUAAAAAAAUCUUUUCAGAUUUAGUUCCGUCUGUUGUAAAUCUCUUAGUGUGGUCACUGUGGCUCCUUGGCUUGAGAUGUUUUGAAAAAACAAAUAAAAAUCUCAUAGUAAGUUUAAAUUCCUUCUAAAUGUUCACUUAACAGUCUGUUUCAUCUUUUGAUUUUUAACAGUAUAGCAUGCUAUUGACAUUUCUCUUGUUGUAGCAGCUGUUGCUUACUGUAUUUAGUUAUUGCUUAGCAUACUGACCUAUUGCUACUUAUAUAGGCUUAUUAUGUCCAGUAUUGAUUUUUUUUCCCUUAUAGUACCAGACUAUUACUAUCCAUAUACAAUUUCUCCUUUACAUAAUCUUUUUUUAAUAACUAUACAGGUAUUUUGAUUAGAUUUCUUUUUUCCCUCCCGUAUAAACUUUGUAUUAGAUUGAUUAACAUGCAAAGUUUUUUAUUUACUUUCUUAUUAUUUCAUUUUUUGGUCUCUUUCACCAGUAGAAAACUUUUCGUUUCCAAACUGGACAUUUUCUUAAUGUACAAUUUUUUUUUUUUUUUUUUUUUUGAUGGUAUGUAAAGAGUUGCGUCUAAUUUUCCAAAGUAAGCCUUUGUGAGACUCCAGAUAAAAUAGAUUGAGGUAAAAAUGAUUUUUAAAAGAAAGGCAGCACAUUGUUCACAGUGACCACAUUAUAGAGAACUGCAUCGCAUUUAUAGAAAUAAAACUUAUCUUUUUUUUUUUUUUUUUUUGGUUCUGUUCCUGAAAUGACAGACAAAUCUGAAUGUUCGUCUCACUCCUUAACAUCUUAUUUCAUCCAUAAAUAUUGUUGCAAUUUUACACCAACUCUCUUUAUGUUUAGUAAUGUCUGUGCAUCAGGUGAGCCCUAUCUGGACAAAACAAACAACAUGAUCCAAAACCACAGCACAUAAGCAUUGAAGCUAAAUCUCUUAAUGCUGCUUUAGCCACGGUUGGUGAUGUAUGACAACUGUAGACCACUAGAACAUUUUGAAAGCUAAAUGUUUUUUUUUUUCCUGAAACACAGACAGUGAGCCAAACCAACAAAGUGUUCAUCAACCCCACCACUUCGUUACUCCUCUCCUCCUCCUCCUCUUUUUUAUUUUUUUUAUUUUUUAGCUGCUUUGUAGAGUAAAAGGGUCUGAAAACACGGCGACUCCAGGAGAACUCAGUCAUCGAACCGCCUGGGCUUUGACAUUCAAAGCAACAGGAAGGUGCUAAGAGACUGACUGUACAACUUGAGGGGAAAUUACUUAUAGUUAUGUAUUUGAUUUUUUUUUUUUUUCAUGAUAUAUUAUUUUCUGUUUGUAUAAAACAGGACCUCGAAAAAAAAAACAACACAACACAUCACCUCAUUUUUAUUUGUUUAUUUUCUUACCAAAACCUUGGGAGAAGAAACUACAUCUUUGCACAAUAGCUUAUUAAGAAAUAUUCACUUUUUUUUUUUUUUUUUAUGCUGUAGGAAAAGGAACCCUGUCAGUGGGCCGCUGACGGCCCGGUGCAUUGGAAAAGCACAGUUGAUAGUAUUGGAUCAUUCUGAUGGUGUCUAAAGGUUUAAAACUACGCAGCUUCACGUUGUCGUCAAAGUUACACUUUUUUUUAUUCCGAUAUCAAUGUAAAAUUACCCAAGUUAUGAGAUUAAAUCAUUAUUUUUUUAUGAUCAAACUUCCUAGUGACCCUAUAUGAUUAGCUGUCGGCACCUUCCGUAGAAUUUCUAUCGUAAACCGAAGAUUAAAAUUAGAUUUUUAUUUUUUCUUUGUAAGAGUUUUAAGACUUUUUAAAGAAAAACUCUUCUGGUUUAAGCCAAAUUUGUAGCAGUCCCAUUGAGCAUUUAUAUUUUUGGAACAAAUUUCUCAUUUUGUCCCUAAAUGAAAGGAAAGAAGGAAAAAAAAAGCUUUCAGUGUGCAUUAAGUUUGUCCUCCCUGGGUUUCUGUGAGCUAAUCUGAAUUCUAGCACUUUCAACUUUAAAAAUCUUUUAAAGUUUCAGCUUAUAUGUUCAUAUGUUUUUAAUUUUGUAUUGAUCCUGUAUAUGUAUGUGCCAUUAGCUUGAUGUUUAAACUUUAUCAGGAUUUGUGUAUUUCUCUUCUCCAAAAGAAUAACAGUAUUUUUGAUAUACUUUCACUAAUAUCCUUCUACAGAAGAACUCCCCGCUCCCUUUCUCCUUGUUCCCUUGUUGUUUUUGACUUAUCCAGCUUCACCUUUCCCUUUUUCAAAAGUGUAUCUAGUCAAACUGCAGCCAAGCAUUAGAAGAAACCGGCAGCAGCAGCAUGUCUGUUCGUCAGAGGCGAUGGUGAACAGAGCUGUUGUCAGCAGAGCGUCCAGACCCACAGCCAAUCACAGCGCGCGGAGCCCGCUGCAGCAAAAACUCAGACGUCUCUGCUGCAGCUUGACGCAUCGAAAAUGUGCUAGAGAAAACUCCAAAAUAUUGAGAUCCGUCUCGGAAUGUUUUUUUCCAGACAAAAUUUGGAAAUUUCUGAGUUUCCAAAAUUGUAAUUUUUUGACUUUUGGAAAUUUUUU